AUGGCGGCCACGAAUGUCGCGACAAGCGAACAUACACUCAACACUUCCAGCGCCAACGUUAUGAACGGUGCUAGCGACUUCUCCUACGGCUUCUCACAUACGAACGGCACGAAUGGUACCAAUGCGAAACCUCUCCCGGUCGUAAUUGCAGGAGGCGGUUGCGUCGGCCUCUUCCUAGCCUUCCUUCUCGCACAGUCGGAUAUCCCCAACAAAGUGAUUGUCAUCGAAUCGCAGCAGCCCGACCCUACAUCAACCCGGGCAAUGGCACAUCAACCGCCCACGUAUCCCAUCUUAUCGAAAGUCCAAGGUUUAUUACCUGAGCUGGUGAAGACGGGAAGUUUGAGCUCAGGUCUGUGCUUCCGAACGAGUAUCCAAACUGGUAGCAAAGUAAUUGCGGGCAAGACCUUCGACAACUCAGGUGAGGGAAUGAAAGGAAAGGGCCAGCUCCUACUGCCGCAAGGAAAGUUCCAGCAAGUGCUGAUGAAGCGCUUGGCUGCUUUGGAUGGAAAAGCAGAAGUGAGGAUCGGAACCAGUGUCUCGUCGUUCAAACCAACAGCAAGCAGUGUUAGCAUCCAGAUCACACCUGAAGCUUCUUCGAUGCAAUUAGGCGACGAAUCCAUUGACGCAGCCUACCUCAUCGAUGCAUCAGGUGCCCACUCCAUCAUCCGCAAAGAUCUCGAUAUCAGUCUAGAAGGCGAAACACUCGACGCUCAACUAGUAGCCACAGAUCUUUACUUCGACUUCCACGCCCAUGGCUUCUACGACGCAAACUUCAUCAUGGAUCCCGAAAACUACGGACUAAUUGGCCGUAUCAACCAUGCCACAGACAGUCACCCAGCAUUGUGGCGCGUAAGUUAUGGUGUACCGAUUGGUGUAUCUGAAGAAGAGAUCAUGAGGACGUUGCAUGAGAAACUACGUGUCAUGAUGCCGAAUGAAGGUCGGAGCGAGAACGGUGAAAUAGGUUACGAAGUCGUCCGUGUAGCCCCAUACAAAGCCCAACAACGUCUCGUACCGUCACUAUACCAUCACGACGCCCGUAUCUGUCUCGUAGGCGAUGCAGCGCAUUUGACAAACCCAUACGCAGGACUCGGUCUCGCAUCCGGUAUGGCAGACGCGUCUUCGCUUUCCGAAGUCCUAGUUCGUGUUCUCACCAGCCAAGCGACGGACGGCGAGAAGUUGUUAAACGCCUGGUCGGAAGCAAGAAGAAAGAAGUUUCUGGAUGUUGUUGACAAGCCUUCGAGGAUGGCGUAUAAGCGAGUCAAAGCCGAUGUUAGUACUGAAGAGAAGAUACAGGAGUUGAUGAGCAAAGAUCCGCUUGUUGGUGCGUUGAAGAAGGGUAUGCCUGUUCAGCCGCCGAGUUUGGAGACGAAGGGAGAGGAUUUGGAGGGGUGGUGA
Molecule: messenger RNA, 1395 nt
Organism: Alternaria atra
Lineage: Eukaryota; Fungi; Ascomycota; Dothideomycetes; Pleosporales; Pleosporaceae
Exons: 1
Coding region: 1-1395 (464 amino acids)
Molecular function (GO): FAD binding
Source: RefSeq, a predicted model, not a curated record